AUGUACCGCACCAAAGUCAACUUAGCCUGCCAGCUGCUCACAGUGAUAGCCGCGGUAAUCGAGUUGAUGUCAUUGUUGACUAUCGAUGAGAUUGCGCUGAAGUACGGCUCCAAUGCUCUUAUACGGGAAAAUGGGGGCAAAUGUUUGCCCGAUUCGGAGGCCAACGCCUUAACCGAAUCCAAAUGGAGUCCAAAAGACUGCAAACAAAUACUGUUUUCGCUGAAUGAAGUGCUGUUCAUUCAAUUGGGUUUCGUGUCCAACGAUGAAGACUAUUAUGAUAUGAACAACUCAUUCAUGGAUAAAGUGAUUGACAAUCGGUUGGGAAUUCCGAUAACUGAGAGUGAGUCCACUAAUCGGUGGGCGUAUAUCGAUGUGUACCGAAGUGGGCAACUGUUGAGCCCGACAUCAGCCCUAUUCCAGGACCACAGCAGCGCUGACAUCGAGUGUAUGGGUGUGUGCUCUGCGCGCGACCUCUUCUCCCGGAUGUGUCGUAAUCUCGUUGAGAUCGGACGACAGCAGGAGAUCUCAUCGGAAGGACUCAUAUGUCUGCGCAAUGCACUGGAAUUGCUAUGCAUUCUGGCGCCCGAUGACAAUGAGCCGCAACUACUCCUCUCCAGAGUGUACUUACAUUUGAACAUCAAUUUAGAAGAAGUGAAUGAAAUGUUACAAAAGAUCAGCGAAAGGGAUCCCAACUCUAUCGGUGUUGUGAUGUUUUUGCGACAAUCGGUGGCGAGUCAACUGUCGGCCAAACGCAAUACCAGCGCCAAUAGCCGCAAGACAUGCGUCAAACGACGCAAAGACAACAGUGAUAUCAAAUACGCCAUCGGAAUGAUUAUGUCUCACAUUAAAUAUAACUAUCGGUGCGUUAUAUACGGGUGGGACUCGAAGUGUGCGGCGAGUCGUGAUUGGAUCUAUCAAAUGGGUGUCUAUAAUCUGCCGAAUAAGGAUAAGCAGCCCUUCUAUAACGUGUUGGUAGAGGACGGCUCCAGCCGUUACGCGGCGCAGGAGAACCUCCAGCCCAGCGAUGAGCCCCUGGAGAUCAAACACCCAGAGGUCGGCAAGUAUUUCAAAGAGUUUGCCGAAACUCAUUACAUACCCAAUGAACAAAAGGCCGACGAAUACCCGGACGACGAGUCGGCUGUCGAUAGUAUAUUGAAAACAUAGAGUGUUUUUUAAUUACAAAAUUAAUUAAUUACAAAACUUUUAUCGAUUAGUUGUGCCACGC
Medioppia subpectinata is the source of this 1225-nucleotide messenger RNA. The record is from the annotation of a GenBank genome assembly. NCBI's taxonomy places the organism in Eukaryota, Metazoa, Arthropoda, Arachnida, Sarcoptiformes, Oppiidae.